AUGGAUACACCAGCCAAUCCCACACCAUACACCUAUGAAAAUGGUAUAUACGCAGCAGGUCUGAACAAUGAAAGGUCCCAAAUCUCGUUCGAUCCUACAAACUGGGAAUCCCUCGCAAAAGAACGCCUCUCAGCUGAUAGUUUCGGCUACGUCUGGGGCUCGGCUGGCACCCGCCAAACGGACGACAACAAUAGAGAAGCAUUCAAGAAAUGGGGAAUACUGCCCUCGCGCUUGGUGGAGGCUGAUUUCCCAAACCUCAAGACAACCCUGUUCGGCGAAGAGUACGACUACCCCAUUGCCAUUGCACCAGUUGGGGUGCAGACGAUCUUUCACCCUGACGGCGAGGUCGCUACCGCAAAGGCUGCUGACGCCGAAAAUGUCACAUAUAUCAUGAGUACGGCUGCGUCAACGAGUAUUGAGAAUGUAGCGGAUGCCAACGGUCCUGGGGCACGUUGGUAUCAGCUCUAUUGGCCUUCCAAUGAUCACAUGGACAUCACUGCUAGCUUGUUAAAGAGAGCCAAGGAUUCUGGGUACAAGGUUCUUGUUGUGACGCUUGAUACGUAUAUACUUGGGUGGCGACCCAGCGAUCUUGAUCACGGAUAUAACCCUUUCCUUCGCGCCGACAAUAUCGGGGUUGAGCUUGGUUUCUCGGAUUCGGUCUUCCAGGAAUAUUUCCGGACCAAACACGGCAUGUCAAUUGAAGAGGAUAUCUCCAAGGCGGCAGCUGAAUGGGCGCAUAUCAUCUUCCCGGGCACUAGCCACGGAUGGAAAGAUAUUCGAUAUUUGCGCAAUCAUUGGGAUGGCCCGAUUGUGUUAAAGGGUAUUCAGACAGUUGCGGAUGCGAAGAAGGCGCGUGAGUUUGGUGUUCAGGGUAUCGUGGUUUCGAACCACGGGGGCCGUCAGCAGGAUGGAGGUAUUGGAUCACUGGAUGUGUUGCCCGACAUUGCGAAUGAGGUGGGAGACGAUCUCGAGAUUUUGUUUGAUUCCGGAGUGAGAUGCGGCGCGGAUGUUGUAAAUGCUUUGGCUCUGGGAGCCAAGAUGGUUUUGCUUGGUCGACCAUAUGUGUAUGGGUUGGCAAUCGGUGGUGAGACUGGGGUCCGACACGUGUUGAAGAGUAUCUUGGGAGAUCUUCAGUUGACGUUGCAUUUGUCAGGUAUUGAAGAUGUGACAAAAGUCCACCUGAACCAGUCAGUAUUGCGACAGAUUAGGAAUUAG
Penicillium canescens is the source of this 1215-nucleotide messenger RNA. Its product is annotated as lactate 2-monooxygenase. Gene Ontology annotation, molecular function: FMN binding; oxidoreductase activity. Lineage: Eukaryota; Fungi; Ascomycota; Eurotiomycetes; Eurotiales; Aspergillaceae. The record is from RefSeq and is a predicted model, not a curated record. The coding region runs from base 1 to 1215 and encodes 404 amino acids. The transcript has a single exon.